AGGGUGGGGGCUGUUUGGAUAGAUGGUAAAUGUGAGGGGUAAGCGGGUUAUUUCAAAGAACUCUAACUCAAAUAAACCAGUUAAUGUCUACGGGCAAGUGACACAAUGACUCACUUAAUUCGGUUUAGCAGCUGGUUAUUCUGGUUAAAUCGGUCAUCGGAUAACGAGCCGUGGGAGAACAUCCGGGUUAUGACCCAAUGGCACGUGACCGGAUGUGGCGACACCGGGAUGGCGGUCGAGGGAUUGGGAGAGAAAAUUAACAUGACCUUGGAUUUCCUUUACUAAUGUGUUAUCGCAAUGAUUUGCAGCUCAGAGCUGAUCAACACCAUUGGCCACAGAAUGCAGCAGGUUCAUCACUGCAAGCAACUCCUUGACCAGCUCCAACAGCAGCGCCUUGAUGGCUUUUUGUGUGAUUGUACUGUUGUCAUUGGCCAGUUGCAGUUCCGAGCCCACCGAAAUGUUUUAGCUGCGUUCAGCAACUAUUUCCGAUCUGUUUAUGGGCUCAGUCUAGACAAUAAUGUUGUGUUCCUCGAUCACAACCACGUCAGCUCUGAUGGGUUUCAAAAGAUCCUGGAUUUUAUAUACACUGGAAACAUGAAUAUCGAUGGAUGUAAUGUCGCUGCAAUAGAGGCUGCUGCUGGUUACCUGCAGAUGGAAGAUGUGGUGAAAAUAUGUAAAGUAAAAAUGGAAUCACCUGUGAUCAAUUUGAACACUGUCUCUAAAGCAGCAUCUGGCAUACCGGGGAACAUAGAGCCAAGCAGCUGCUUCACUACUACAGGGACAGAGAAGGACAUUGUUCAGGAAGGAUCUGGAACAAAGGUCAGCUGUGAAGAAAAGUUGCUAAAUACUCCAGAUUUCAGCCUUCAUCUCAAAUCGGAAGAACUGCAGAUGCAGCCAGCAAAUGCAAACACUGUGUCUGGAACCAGAGGCCAGAAACCAAAGGCUGACCACAACUCUGUGCUGCCAGUGAGAGGUAUAAGUCCCAACAACAUGCUCAAGUGUACUAAGAUGAAACGAAAGAGUGGUUGUACUGUGAGAAGGGUGGAGAGGAGAAUACGCAGUGAAAGUACAGUACAGUUAGACACUGCCGGCUCUGCCCUCCAGCCUAACAAAGACUCUCAAUCAGCUUUGUUUAAUAACUACAAAAAUUCUUUAGCAGAGAAUAAGAUUAUUCAGAAAACAAACAGGAAACAGAGACGGAGAUGCUCUCAGCGGCAAGAAUCCGUAGGAGAAAGGUGCAAAUCAAAGCUGAUAACUGGAGGAAGUGGUGUAAGGCUGGUGGAGCCAGGGAAUACUGACAUGAAGCAGCUGAAGAUGAAGCCAAUUUGCAACAUUUGUGGCAAAGUAUUCUCUGAGGCUAGCAGUCUGCGCCGACACAUGAGAAUUCACAAAGGACUAAAACCUUAUGUCUGCCAGCUUUGUGCAAAGGCUUUCACGCAGUGUAACCAGCUCAAGACCCACAUCAGGACCCACACAGGUGAGAAGCCCUAUCAGUGUGACAUGUGCGAUAAAAGCUUUGCCCAGAAAUGCCAGCUAGUCUUCCACAAUCGCAUGCACCAUGGUGAGGAGAAGCCAUAUGCUUGUGACGUCUGCAGCCUUCAGUUUGCUACUUCCAGUAACCUGAAAAUUCAUGCCAGGAAGCACAGUGGGGAGAAACCAUAUGUGUGUGACCGGUGUGGCCAGCGCUUUGCUCAGGCCAGCACUCUUACGUACCAUGUGCGACGUCACACAGGAGAGAAACCUUACAUCUGCGAUACGUGUGGAAAGGCAUUUGCUGUUUCGAGUUCACUCAUCACACAUGCACGGAAACAUACUGGUGAGAAGCCAUAUAGCUGCCGGACAUGUAAUAAAAGUUUCAUCUCUUCAGGAGAGCUGAAUAAACAUAGCCGAUCACACACUGGUGAAAAACCUUUUGUCUGUGAAUUAUGUGGAAAUUCAUACUCUGAUGUGAAGAAUUUAAAGAAACAUAGUAGUAAAGCUCAUGAUGGCAUUAAUUUACAGUACAACAACUUGACAAACUGUGCAGCGGAAAUGAUUGGAAAAUUGCUUCUGGAGAGCACCACAAUUACUGAUCUCAACCUCAUGUGUAAUGACAUUGGCAGCCAUGGUGCUAAAUGGUUGAGCAAAGCUUUACAGUUCAACAGAUCUGUGAAGAAUCUGAGGAUGAAUGGAAAUAAAAUUGGCAACACAGGUGGAAUGCACUUUGCAACAAUGCUUCAGCUAAACCGUACUUUGGAAUCUCUAGAUCUUGGUGACUGUGAUUUGGAAACUCAAAGUCUAAUUGCCUUAGCAACAGUUCUGCACCACAACAAAACUCUCAGAGCCAUUGAUGUAGGUCGUCCUAUCAUUCACACCAUUCAGGAAGAAGCCACUGUCCACAUGGCCCAUAUGCUUCAAGUUAACCAAACUCUUCAGGAGUUGCAUUUAGUAAAAAUGGGAAUGAGAAACUUUGGCAUUCAGCAAAUUUGUGACAAACUGGUUCAUAACCACAGUCUUCGACUCCUUGAUCUCCACUGUAACCAGAUAUCCUCUGAUGGAGCAAAGUCUUUGGCUGAGCUACUGAAACACAACACUCCCUUGAAGAUCCUGGAUUUGGCUGCCAACAGAAUUGAGGACGAUGGACUGGUUUGCAUCAGUGAUGCUCUUCGCUACAGGAAUAAUCAGCUUUUAGCAUUAUCUGUAGCCAGGAAUAAUAUUUCUGGUAUUGGACUGAUGGCACUUGCAAAUGCCUUGAAAUCGAACAACACAUUAACCAAUAUCUACGUCUGGGGCAACAACUUUGAUGAAUCAGCCUCCAUAGACUUUGCAAACCUGAUAAAAGCUGGGCGUUUGAAGCCAAAACGAACAGACAUUAGCCCAUACUGGAUUGAUGGAAGAGUCUACCUUUCUGAGCUAGCUCAUGGGCUGCAGAUGUAUUAUUACUGGACUCCCCUGUAUGGUGACAGGGAUGAGGCAGCUUGUAAUGCCAACACAUACCUGCUGAAAGAGCCAAAUACUUCCAUAAGCCAGAUCGAUAUAGAAGAAUCCAUUGACACUUCCAGCUUUGAAGGAGACCAACCUUUCUAAUAUCUUUCUGCCAGCUCUUUCUACCAGCUAUUCAAUGAAUCUCAUUCAUCUGCUUUUUAUUGCUGCAUAGUUCUGGAAGUGUUUCUUUUUAAAAUAUGCAAUCAAAUCCCUUUUGAAGUUACCAUUACAUUUACUAUACUAGAGUUCAGACAGUACAUUUCAAAGGACAAAAACUCACUACAUAAAAAGUAUUCUCAUCUCCCUUGAUUCCUUUAACAAUAUCUACCAUAUAGAAGGACAAGACCAAGAGAAAUAAAGGAACACCACCACUUGCAAGUUCAUCUGCAGGAUGCUCAUCAUCCUGAUUAUGAAAUAUAUUGUCACUGGGUCAAAAUCCUGGAAUUCAUGGCUGAUCAAUAAACUCAAU
Chiloscyllium plagiosum (whitespotted bambooshark) is the source of this 3433-nucleotide messenger RNA. The record is from RefSeq and is a predicted model, not a curated record. Lineage: Eukaryota; Metazoa; Chordata; Chondrichthyes; Orectolobiformes; Hemiscylliidae.